This is a messenger RNA of Balaenoptera ricei (Rice's whale), 6752 nucleotides long. RefSeq names its product zinc finger protein 19 (gene ZNF19). Gene Ontology annotation, cellular component: nucleus. NCBI's taxonomy places the organism in Eukaryota, Metazoa, Chordata, Mammalia, Artiodactyla, Balaenopteridae. The record is from RefSeq and is a predicted model, not a curated record. The transcript is spliced from 16 exons. Gene Ontology annotation, molecular function: RNA polymerase II cis-regulatory region sequence-specific DNA binding; DNA-binding transcription repressor activity, RNA polymerase II-specific. The coding region runs from base 2057 to 3610 and encodes 517 amino acids. Gene Ontology annotation, biological process: negative regulation of transcription by RNA polymerase II.
UGAGGCGCCGGCGAGGUUGCGUAUCUCUAGUCGGAGCGACUAUCUUUUCUCCGGAGGGUUGGUUUUGUUUCCUACUUCAGCCUAUUUCUCGGACCCGCGCCUUUUUGAGAGAUUCCCUUCCUCCUUUGCCCCCUUUUCGGGCCACAUCAGGCGGGAGGCUUCCAGAAAGUCGACAAGUCAUCUUUAGGUGCAAAGGAGUCAGACUUCAGGAAGACCAACUCAAAUAUUUGGCAUUUAAAGGAAUUUCAAGUUUUUAAAAGAAAGUGUUCCUUCUCGCAGAGAAUGGCGUCUCCAUCCAACUGCACAAGCUACAAACCUAAGACAUCUUCAGUACCUCCUUUUCCUGCAUUUCCCCAUAUCCGGUCUGCCCGAUAUCCUCUGGAUGUGGCCCCUUCCAUCUCCACUGCUCAUUCUAAUACAAGUAACCACAGGUUACCACAAUCUCUUUUAACUGGUCUUUGAAUUCUGCAGGGGAUAUUUGGGAAAACUUUCCACCUAUGAAUUUUCCUUGUUCCAUUGGUCCAGCUUGCAGAUGCUGAGACCAACAUUGACAACAAGCCCACAUCAACACAGGGAAUUUCUGAAGAAAGAGAGGUGAUGAUAUCAUGUAGACUGCCGAAGAGUUUCUCAAGAACCUGACUUUCCAGAAACAUGUGAACUGGAGAAGCACCAGGAAAUCCCCACAGUGAAAAACAUUAAAAGAAAGGAUGAGAGAAUCCACUAUGCAAGGAAACCCUUUGGAUGUGAGGAGUGUGGGAGAUACUUCAUCUUUUUUUCUUACUAUAUUCGACACCAGAGAGUCCACACUGGAGAGAAACUCUAUCCACAUGAGGAGUGUGGGAAAUCCUUCAAUGGCAAUUCUUCAUUAAUUCAGCAUCAGAGAAUCCACACUGGAGAGAAACCCUAUCAGUGUGAGGGGUGUGGAAGAGCCUUUAAUAACAGUGAAAGUCUGAUCAGGCAUCAGAGAGUCCACAGUGGGGACAGACCCAAUCUCUGCAAGAGGUGUGGAAAUGGCUUCCCCAGUAGUUCUGAACCUUGUUAUACAUCACAGAAUCCAGACGGGAGAGAAACCCUAUGAAUGUAAUGAGUGCGGCAAAGCUUUUGCUGUUAAGUCAACAUUAAGUCGGCAUCAGAGAAUCCACAGUGGAGAAAAACCAUAUGGGUGUAGCAAGUGUGGGAAAACAUUUAGGACUUCCUCCCAGCUACAUCAUCUUGGGUAUGCCCACCCUAGAAAGAAGCCUGUCCUGGACCUUGGUUCUUUUGGCCUCCCAGCAUUUUUUACCGCAUUUUCAUGGUAAUUACUGCCCUACUUUUUGGGAAAAUACCACUCUGCCCCAACACAACAGUUCAUGUGGUUUGGGUGAGGCUCUAUUCCCUACUGCAAAGGUGGAACAUGUAGCCUAGUCUGGCCCAUCUGUACUGUUCCUUCCACCCACCACAAUGGUGGGUUCAGGCGACCCAAAUUCAUCCAAUCAGAAUGGACCCUUUGACUGUGCAAAACCUACCACGAAGUGCCAUUCUUUUCUGCUGGACAUGGAUGUUAGCCUUGACCCACGUGAAGACUGAGAAGAAAGCCAGCCCUGCAAACAGAGAUGGAGAGAACUAAACUUGCCUCUGGAUUUUUCAGUGAUAGAUCUGGGGACUUCCCUGGUGGCGCAGUGGUUGGAAAUCUGCCUGCCAAUGCAGGGGACACGGAUUCGAGCCCUGCUCUGGGAAGAUCCCACACGCCGCAGCAACUAAGCCCAUGCACCACACCUACUGAGCCCACGUGCCACAACUACUGAAGCCCACGCGCCUAGAGCCUGUGCUCUGCAACAAGAGAAGCCACCGCAAUAAGAAGCCCGGGCACCGCAAUGAAGAGUAGCCCCCCUCGCCUCAACUAGAGAAAGCCGGCGCGCAGCAAUGAAGACCCAAGGCAGCCAAAAAAUUAAUUAAUUAAUUAAUUAAUUAAUUAAAAAAUAUAUGUAAAAAAAUAAAAGAGAUCUGGAGAUAGGCAGCUGCACACUGGCAGCGGGAAUCCUGCCUCCUUCCAGUUCACCGCACUGCCAUCCAUCAGAUGGGGCAAUAUCCUCAUAGUCUAAAGCAACAGCUAGAGCUCCAGCCAUUCCAGGAUGCAGGAUGGAGGAAAAGAAGAAGAGCAUGUCAACUUCCUUUCAAGGAAAUAUCCUCUUUUUCUAUUCUAGGUCCGCGGUUAAAAACGUACGCCAGGGGGAGCAAAGCCAGAGUCCACAGAGAGGUGCGUUCUGGCUUCCUAGAGAGGAAGCUCGUGAAGCUUGGGCGCCGCAGCCGACGUAGUGACGCACUUCCGGUCACGCCGUACAUUGCGCCUUUCUCGAGCUCCUGCCCUUCAUUGAGAGGAAGCCCAGGUGAUGGCUGUCAUGCCCCUGAGAGCCUGGCACCAGGAUACCCAGUUCCCAAACCUGCGUUGGUCUCACUUCUGGAGAGAGGGGAUUUGCCUUGGGGCCUGGAGACACGGGAUGAUCGCCCUGCACAGGGGACCAAAGACAUCUGUAAAAAUGCCGGGACCAACAUUGACAAUGAGUUGACACCAACAUGGGGAGUUUCUGAAGAAAGAGACAUGAUGAUGUCACAUGGGCCACAGAAGAAUGUUCUUAAGAGAAACAGCUUCCUAAAAUCAUGUGAACUGGAGAAGCACCAGGAAAUCCCCACAGUGAAAAAUAUUAGAGGAAAGGGUCCAAGAAUCCACUAUGAUAGGAAGGCCUUCAGAUGUGAGGAAUGUGGGAAAUGCUUCAGCUAUUUUUGUUACUAUGUUAGACACCAGAGAAUCCACACUGGGGAGAAACCCUUUGAGUGUAAUGAGUGUGGAAAAGCCUUUAAUGGCAAUUCUUCAUUAAUUCGACAUCAAAGAAUCCACACUGGAGAGAAACCCUAUCAGUGUGAAGAGUGUGGGAGAGCCUUUAAUGAUAACGCAAAUCUGAUCAGGCAUCAGAGAAUCCACAGUGGGGACAGACCCUAUCUCUGCAAGGAGUGUGGAAAUGGUUUCACCAGUAGUUCUGAGUUUGUUAUACACCAGAGAAUUCACACUGGGGAGAAACCCUAUGAGUGUAAUGAGUGUGGAAAAGCUUUUGUUGGUAAUUCACCACUGCUGCGACAUCAGAAAAUCCACACUGGAGAGAAACCUUAUGAGUGUAAUGAGUGUGGCAAAAGCUUCGGACGGCCUUCUUAUCUUAGUCAGCAUCAGCGUAUUCACACAGGGGAAAAGCCUUAUUCUUGUAAAAUAUGUGGGCAAGCCUUCAGUUUUCAUACAAAACUAACUCGGCACCAGCGAGUCCACAGUGAGGUGAAACCCUUUGACUGUGUAGAUUGUGGAAAGGCCUUUAGUGCUCAGGAUCAAUUAAAAAGGCAUCUAAGAAUACAUAUUCAGAAGACUUCCUAUGUCUGUGAUGAGUGUGGAAUAGUCUUUACUAGGAAAAGAAAUCUGCUUCAGCAUCGAAGAGUCCAUACUAGAGAGAAACCCUGUGAAUGUGUCAAGUAUGAAAAAACCUUUAGGACUUCUUCCCAGCUAGAUCAUGUCCACCCUGGAGAGAAGCCAGUGCUGGAUGUUGGAUGUUUUGGCCUCCCAGAAUUUUUUACCCCCUUUUACUGGUAAUAGUACACUAAAUUUCCUUUUGGAUUCCGUCUUCCACGCAGGGGUAGAAUUUGUGACACAGGCCCAGCUCAGCUGCAGAUUCCUUCCCUCAAGCUACAGCUGUUGGUUCAGAUGUCAGUAGAUAACCCAAGAUAGUCCAGUUAGAAUCCCAGACUUGGCAAGAGUUAAUAACCUUGUAAAUGGUGAGUGUGGCCCUGGCACAACAACCAGACGGCAGACUGUGGCCUGGCAAUCCUUUCGCCUUCCAGUUAACAAACUUUUGACAUUCCUACUCAUUAAGAUCUUAAUCAUUCAUAUUCGUUAAGCAGCUGGGCCUCCUAAUGGGCAGUUUCACAGUGGCUGAAUGGUAUUGGAGAGCCACAUGCACCCAUGUGGACUUUGGAAAGCCUGCCAAUUAUGAAUUCCAUGGUAUUGAAUAAUCCUCGAACCUACCAGUACUUCACUGAACAAGAAUUUUCUAUCACCCUUAGCAUUUGGUGUCUGCUCUUUGUCAUGGAGAGAGGAGACUGGAAAAAUGAGCAAUGUUUGUUCUUUGGGAGUGGUUGAUUAAUGUGGCCAGGGGGCAGGCAUGAAUCCUGGGCUACCACCUCCCAGGAACAAGAGUGAGGUCUGUGUGCCUUCCUAGGGCACAUGAGCUAUUCUGGGCCAGUCUCUGAGAUGCAAGGACCCGAUGCCCAAGGCAGGAGCCUUGAGUUUAUCAUCAUCAUCAACCUUGCUUUUCAGCAAAUGGAAAAACUUCUUGCUGUCGUGAAAGGAUAGCAAGAACAUUAGAUGGGUGGCUGCAGCCCCUGACCCUAAGUGAAUCCCUUUCUACCUUGUGCUUCAGAUUAUGUGCUGUGCAGUGGGUGGUCAGUGAUAGGGAAUCUGCUGCUUUCACCGAGCCAGCAUCUGUCCUCAUGUCCAAGUGCAGCACCUCAGCUUUCCUUUGGGAGCUACAUCUUACCUGCUUCCAGUCCAGAUAGUUUCAGAGGGCUGACCCCACAUUCCACCCACCUGGCCGAUCCCAUUUUCCAUCCUCUGAUUGCUGUGAUCAGUGCAAGGAUGAGAAUGUUAUCCAAGCCAGGCCAAAGGCAUUCCAAGCCAUGAGUUUUCAAGGAAGCCUACUGAAGGAGAAACCAUUCGCAGUAUGGACUUUGAGCUUGUGUCAUCUUGGAGUUGCUGGAUGCAAUGAGAGAAACUGUGCCUGUGAAUGGGACCACAAGGCACUCAGCAGGCUGAUGGUCGGAGAGGGACCAGGUCACACUACAAGCAUGUGAACCCUUGAACCUGACACCUCUGAACCCAGUCUUCGACUUGUCUCUUGUCAUCCAUAACACCCAAGACAUGGUGGCUCCUAAUGUAAUCUUACGGUGUCUCUUAAUAACAUGUGGACUCCUACAAGGCCAAUUAACAUCACAACUUUCAUUGAACUGGAUCUGGGAUUCUCCAGGGCUUUGGCUUCCGGACAAUGACUGGCUGAGUCAACACAGACAGAAGGUUGGUCUCCUCCGGACACACUAGUCCGUGCAGACAGGAGCCAGUGUCUUCAGGACCUGCUGGGAGGCACCGCCGCGGGAGUAAAAGCAAUCUUGAGACUUCCCCUCAUUUUCACAGCCUUGAUGGAUUUAAAGCACACAAGAUGAGUAUGAUCUGGGUGGCUUUUUCUGCAUGGCUUCUUUCUCCUAGGAUGUUUUCAAUAUUCAUACAUGUUGUAACUUGUAUCAGUACUUCAUUCACAUUUUCCAUUGUGAUUAAAUGUCAAACAUAACAUUUACCACUUAAACCAUUUAAAGUAUAUAGUUCUGUGACAUUCACGUUUAUAUUAUUGUACAAAUAUCCUUACCAUCCAUCUCCUGUACUUCUUUUUUUCCAAGUGAAACUGCAUCCAUUAAACACUAACUAACUCCCUUCAACCCUUGUCAACCACAUUCUAUUUUCUGUCUCUGAAUUUCACUUCUCUGGAUACCUCAUAGAAGUGGGAUCAUAUAAUAUUCGUCCUUUUGUGACAGGCUUAUUUCACUUAGCAUAAUGACUUUAAGGCUCAUACAUGUUGUAGCAUGUGUCUGAAUUUCCUUAGUUUUUAAGGCUGCAUAAUGUACCUUUGUGUAUAUAUCACAUUUUGCUUAUCAGUUCAUCUAUCCAUGGACACUUGGGUUGCUUGCACCUUUUGGCCAGUGUAAUGCUCCUGUGAAUAUGGGUGUACAAAUAUCUGUUUAACUCCCUCCUUUCAAACCUUUUGGGUAUAUACCCUGAAGUGGAAGUGAUGAAUCAUACUUUGUUUUUGACGAACUGCCAUACUGUUUUUCCACAGCAGAUGGCACCAUUUUGCUAUAUUUCUGUGUAUGGCAGAAUAAUAUGGAACUUUAUAGAUCUACCCUCUUUUGCUUAUCCAUUCAUCCACUGAUGGAUAUUUGAAUUUUUCUACCAUUGGGCCAAUGUCAGCAAUGCUGCUAUGAAUAUUCAUGUACAAGUUUUUGUUUGAACUCCUGUUUUCAAUUCUUUGUGUCAUAUAUCUAGGCAUUGAGUUCUUGAACCAGACUCUAAUUGUAUUUUACCUUUUUUGAGGAGAUGCCAAACUAUACAUUUCCACAAGCAAUGUGGAGAGGCCUGUAUUAUGGAUCUUACACCUUCCUAGAAAUAUGAAACAACGGGAUCAUCCUACUAUUUAAGAAAAGGAAAACAACGUUUUUCCCUAAGACUCGAGGAAGAAGCUCCAGCCCCACCAUCAACACCCGAAGCUGAAAUUCCACUUCAACAAUUCCCUGAACAACUUGCUUAUGGGACAUUAACACUGUCUUUAAGUACUGUACAUCAUGUUACUAUUAGACCAAGGCACAAAACGUUUAGUGCAUAAACCAGUUUCUGAGCUUCCCUGGUGGCGCAGUGGUUGAGAAUCUGCCUGCCAAUGCAGGGGACACGGGUUCGAGCCCUGGUCUGGGAAGAUCCCACAUGCCGUGGAGCAACUGGGCCCGUGAGCCACAACUACUGAGCCUGCGCAUCUGGAGCCUGUGCUCCGCGACAGGAGAGGCCGCAAUAGUGAGAGGCCCGCGCACCGCGAUGAAGAGUGGCCCCCACUCGCCGCAACUAGAGAAAGCCCUUGCACAGAAACGAAGACCCAACACAGCCAAAAAUAAUAAAUAAAUAAAAUUAAUUAAUUAAUUAA